GCCCCUGGGGCCCGCUCAGCGCGCCCCGCCUGAAGGUUGAGCGGCUCCUGAGGCUCCGGUUGCGUGGCACCGCGACGCUCGGCUUCUCCGCCGUCCGGUCCUAGCAGCUCGGGUGCCCACCGCCGGCAUGGAGGCUCGCCGCGUGCGGGGGCUUGGAUUUCCUCAUCCAGAAAAUGGUUCCUAAAAGGACAGAAAGACAGACACUUCUUAAAGUGAUUGGACGGCCUCUUGGCAUAGGAAGCAAAAUGAUCUCAGAGUAAAGAAGAAUGUAAAGAAAUUCAGAUAUAUGAAGUUGAUUUCCAUGGAAACGUCAUCAUCCUCUGAUGACAGUUGUGACAGCUUUGCUUCUGAUAAUUUUGCAAACACGAAACCUAAAUUCAGGUCAGAUAUCAGUGAAGAACUGGCAAAUGUUUUUUAUGAGGACUCUGAUAACGAAUCUUUCUGCGGCUUUUCAGAAAGUGAGGUGCAAGAUGUGUUAGACCAUUGUGGAUUUUUACAGAAACCAAGGCCAGAUGUCACUAACGAACUGGCCAGUAUUUUUCAUGCCGACUCUGACGAUGAAUCAUUUUGCGGUUUCUCAGAGAGUGAGAUACAAGAUGGAAUGAUGGCUCAGAACAGUGUGUCCCAGAUAGGCUGCAUGGAGUCACAGUAUACUCAGAGACCACAGUCAGCCCGAGAGGGCUGCAGGACCCGCAGCCAGGCCAGACCCUCUGGCCCUCUCAGGGUGGCCAUGAAAUUUCCGGUGCGGAACACCAAGGGGUCAGCCAACAAAAAGAAAGUGACCCCCCAGCCCUCAGAGAAUUCUGCCAGCAAUUCCAAUUCCGAUUCAGAAGAUGAAAGCGGCAUGAACUUUCUGGAAAAAAGAGCCUUAAAUAUAAAGCAAAACAAAGCCAUGCUUGCAAAACUCAUGUCAGAAUUAGAAAGUUUUCCUGGCUCAUUCUCCGGAAGACCUUCUCUCCCAGGCCCCAGAUCACAGUCAAAGACUCCCCGAAGGCGGACAUUCCCAGGUGUGGCUUCCCGGAGGAACCCUGAGCGGAGAGCCCGGCCACUCACCAGGUCUAGGUCUCGAAUCCUGGGGUCCCUCAGCGCUCUUCCCACUGAAGAGGAGGAGGAAGAGGAAGAUGACAAGUACAUGCUCGUGAGAAAAAGGAAGGCCUUGGAUGCAUUGGAUGAUGACAUACCCAGAGGUCGUCGCCCGGGAGCCAUGACCCUUCCCCAUAUAAUUCGUCCGGUGGAAGAGAUCACGGAGGAUGAGUUGGAGAACAUCUGCAGCAACUCUCGAGAAAAGAUCUAUAACCGCUCCCUGGGAUCUACUUGCCAUCAGUGCCGUCAGAAGACUAUUGAUACCAAAACAAACUGCAGAAAUCCAGAAUGCUGGGGUAUCCGAGGCCAAUUCUGUGGACCCUGCCUUCGAAACCGUUAUGGUGAGGAGGUGAAGGAUGCGCUACUGAACCCGGACUGGCAUUGCCCGCCUUGUCGAGGGAUGUGUAACUGCAGUUUCUGUCGCCAACGAGAUGGACGGUGUGCGACUGGGGUCCUUGUGUAUUUAGCCAAGUACCAUGGCUUCGGGAAUGUGCAUGCCUACCUGAAGAGUCUGAAACAGGAGUUUGAGAUGCAAGCCCAUAAUACCUAGAGAUUGGCUGCCUGCUUUCUACUUCUCACAUCUUCCUAGUUGAAGUUUUCAGUUCUGUUGUUGAUCGAACCUGAGUUAAGAAUCAUGAUGACCAGUCUGUUUUAUAGGACUCUCAGGUCAGGUUAAUCCCAUUAGACUCACAAGUGCUUCAAGAACAUCAUGGAAGUGGUUUGCUAGUGGCACCUGUCCCUCUUGCCACUUCUCCACAUCCCCGGUCCCCACCUCGGUCUUCCCCUCUAUUUCCAUGGUCUUCUCCCACCACUGAAGUUUCCGAUUCUUUUUAUUUGUGUGUGUGUGUGUGUGUGUGUGUGUGUGUGUGUUUGUGUUUGUGUGUGUGUGUGUGGUGCUAGGGGUGGAAUCCAGGGCCUUGUGCAUGCUAGGUAAGUGCUAUUCCACGGACCUAUGUCCCCAGCCCUCAAAUUCUUUUUAAAUUGUGAGUGUAUAUUUGAUUGUAUUCCUGUUGAAAUAGCCCUGGAACCUUCCCAUAAACCCAAGCACUUAGAAGCAUAGAAGUGUUAACUCAUUGUUCUGUUGAAUUCCAGAGAAGAACCUUCUAACCUGUUUACACAGAAACAAUGGGUAUAAUUUAGUGUUCACUCUUAAAACCAUGUGGCAAAGUUAGGUAAUUGUUGCAAAGUGGAGUGUAUUGCUUGGUUGCUGAGGUUAAGUGGCUCACCCAGUCAUCCAGAGGUUUGUGGGCAGCAUUAUAUUGUGCUGCUUAAAAUUACUGUAGAAAAGACAUUCUGGGGAAUUCGGAUGGUGAAAAGUUCCAGGAAUAGGCUGAUAUGAAUCCUUGGCAUGAAAGUGUAGAAUCUUGGUAUUAAGAACUAGUCUAGUUUGUGCAAUUCUUGAAGAAAUUAUCCCUGCUGGUUGCUAUGUACAGGGUUGAGGUUUUCAGCACUUUUAUAACAAGAAGUGUCUUUUGGAGAUGGAACCUUUCAACAGUUUGUCAACAUGACAUCUCUCUCAGAUUUGUUCCUGGGCCCAUUUUGUACAUCCUCCCUCCCCUUUUGUAUUAAGUCGUUCCACAGGGUCUGGUUUACCUGCAUGUGUAGCUGUUGCGAUCGCUGUGGAGUGAUAGCUAAUGAGACCUUCAGACAAUAAGUGUAAAUAUAACUUUUGAUCUGUAAUGGUUUUACACAAAAGUUUUUAUUUUAAUAAUAAAACAUUUUUGUUCUAA
This is a messenger RNA of Heterocephalus glaber (naked mole-rat), 2813 nucleotides long. It is a transcript of the gene Cdca7, whose product is annotated as cell division cycle associated 7. The record is from RefSeq and is a predicted model, not a curated record. Gene Ontology annotation, biological process: regulation of DNA-templated transcription. Lineage: Eukaryota; Metazoa; Chordata; Mammalia; Rodentia; Bathyergidae. Gene Ontology annotation, cellular component: nucleus.